AUGGGUUCGCCAACACUACCAGGAACAGGUCCACUAUCGGCUAAAGAAAAGGCGCAAAAGCUCCAGGUAUAUUUGGAUAAGUUCCUUGGAUACUGCACGCAUGAGACGUCGAGGAUCGAAUGGAGUGAUGAGAAGAAGCGAUUCCAGUGUGCUAGCUUCAUAAUUGACAGGGUCAUCAAUCUCUACAUUGCCGAAUGCUUUUCUGAUUUGGAAACCAACGGAGUAGAUAUUUUUGGUGGCUGGGAAGGGGCCGAUGAUACGAUAGAAGCCCUUGAAACUGCAGAUCCCAUUGUCAUUGCUCGGUACUGGUUGAUUCGCUGGGUGAACAAUCUAGCGGCAGUUCAGCAGCUACCAGCAGAACAACGCCAUGUAGGUGUACUACUGUACCAUGAUGCGUUAUUUGCUUCGCAUAGAGCUACCAACAUGGCUUUGAGCCUGAUGAGAGAAGCAAUGACUCUUCCUCUUGCAUGCAGCAAUGUUAUACAAAAGGUCCCAGUGGAGACAUCGUCAUUGCUACUCAUCAAUAUGCUUUUGUCAUUUUUCCAAUCGCCAUAUUUGGCUCAACCGGGUGAUCGUCUACAGUCAGCCAUAACGACAUCUUAUUCCAUACUUCGUGCCUGUCGUGAUCUCGCUGCUCAACGGCUCAAUUUACCCCGACCACUUUCUAUAAGAGUGUGGUGA
Molecule: messenger RNA, 681 nt
Organism: Cylicostephanus goldi
Lineage: Eukaryota; Metazoa; Nematoda; Chromadorea; Rhabditida; Strongylidae
Source: the annotation of a GenBank genome assembly